AUGCCAUUGGAUAGAAAUUGCAAAGAUGAAGAUACACAACAACAGCAGCAUAGAAACACAAACAGAGGCUUGGUUAGUCCGGUGAAGUUAAGCCAGGUUUUACAGAAGUUGUUGUACUUAACUGGCCAAUCACAGAAUCAGCUAGAUCACCUGUUUGCACUUAGGCAGGUUCUCAGGAGGCAGUUCCUGGAUAUCCUCGGCGAAAGGUGUACAGAGAGAAUAUUUUCAGUUGUGAUUGGACAUGCAAACUUUACUGCUGGUAACAGGACAACUUCACAGAGGAUGCUUAUUGAUGAAUUCCUUAAUGUACCACACAGUUGUCCACUUCUGAGGGCUGAUAAGGUGAAAGUAAAGUUUUCAACCAUUGUAGAUGUAAAAGGAAGCAUCUCUGAUGUUUCAAGUGACAGUAUGGAGUGGAAGUUUUCUAGACAAUUAGCUAAUGAUCAACAGGUUGGUAUUAAUUUAUUUUAG
Mercenaria mercenaria is the source of this 471-nucleotide messenger RNA. RefSeq lists its product as uncharacterized. The record is from RefSeq and is a predicted model, not a curated record. Lineage: Eukaryota; Metazoa; Mollusca; Bivalvia; Venerida; Veneridae. Bases 1 to 471 code for a protein of 156 amino acids. The transcript has 4 exons.